AUGGUUUUCAGUGCUCAUAGAAUGUUUGUCAUUUUCAUCUGCAUUGGAGUCAUAGCAGUUCAACCAGAUAAAAUUUCUGGCCUGAGAAGUGUAGACCAUGUCCUAAGAUGGAUUGAUCAUCACGGGCUAGCGACGAAGAAUCAUCGUAUACUCAAGGCGGCUGCCAUGGAGGACCUGCAUACAGAGAAGAAACCGGCACCAGUAAACGCGACAGUUGAUCCAAAUCAAUCCAGCAAAAGAAAGGUUCGAAAAGGAUCGGAUCCCAUCCACAAUAGGUCUUGA
Molecule: messenger RNA, 282 nt
Organism: Cornus florida
Lineage: Eukaryota; Viridiplantae; Streptophyta; Magnoliopsida; Cornales; Cornaceae
Product: CLAVATA3/ESR (CLE)-related protein 45
Exons: 1
Coding region: 1-282 (93 amino acids)
Source: RefSeq, a predicted model, not a curated record